ACUAAAUUGCUGUACCUUGUUCCCGCUAUGUGUGUGCUGCGGUGUGCUGCAGCUAGACCACAUAGUUGUCAAUGGAUAAAUGAUAAUAAAUUCAUUGACAUGGCAAGAGUUUUUAUUAAACAUAUUACCGAAGUAAAUGUCCAAAACAUUUCGACGAAACAGCAUGGAUUAUCAAAUCGAAUCGGCUCAGUGCUGCUCAGCCAGUGUGUCUCAGACCUCUGUCAGCAUAUCAGACUUCUCAGAUGAGAUUUUAUUGAACAUUCUGCGAUUCAUCCCGAGCCAUGAUCUGAUGCUCAGUGUGAACAGAGUUUGCCGGAAGUUCAGAACACUGUGUCUGGAUAAGAGCUUGACAGCCCAUAUACACCUGCAUAAAAAUUACACGGCAAACGAUGAUGCUGUGAAACAGAUCUUGAAGAACCUUUCCAGUGACAUCCAGACAUUGGACCUAAAUGGCUGUUACUGGUUGGCUGGCUCUACAGUGGACCAGGUUACUCGCUGUAAGAACCUGGUCAAUCUGGACCUUUCGGGCUGUCGCCUGACACCAGUUCGUCUGUCGCAUCUGCUGACCACCCUCCGAUUUCUGCGCUCCCUGGCUCUGGAUGUGGGCCCGGGUUUCGACCUCCAUCUGGUUAGCGCCGAGGGGAAGGCUGCAUUGUCACGCCUGCUGGAGCUUAAGCAGACAUUGCUGACACCCUCGUAUGGCGUGGUGCCAUGCUGCAGUGCGCUGCGCAGUUUGCGGCUCUAUCUGGAGGCCAGCGAGAGCUGGAGUGAAGCGGGUGGCUGCACGCAGCUGAUGGUGGGACAAAGCAGCGUGCCACACUACCAAAACCUGCGCUGGUUUUCUGCACGCCUGGCACCCGGUGAGGUAAAUCGUACUCUUUUGGCGCUCUACUUGGCGGUGUUCAGUAUGAGAGUGCCAGAGGGUCUUGCAGGACUGGUUCUGUUUGUGCCAGGGCCCGCCCCACCUAGGCCAGUUGCCAUGAUGGCACUGAUGGAGAGCAUGGUGUCAAGAAAUACGGUUAGUGCACUUCAGCUUCCACGUACGUGGUUGGACGGUGCUAUGUUAGGGCGGGUGCUUGCGCACGGCUGUCCCGCUUACCUAAACGUCUCACGGUGUUCUGCUCCUGGGUUCAACCCUCUACAUGUGUUGCUUAGUGCGGGUCGCGAUCUCUCACCCCUACGGACUCUCAACCUAAGAGGCUGCGGCAGAGGCCCUGUCCCGGACAGCUGUGGGAAGGCCGAGGAGGAAAUGGACGCGGAGAGCGUCAAAGCAAUUACUGAAUGUUGUCCUCAUCUAAUUCAUCUCAAUCUCUCUGCCACACACUACCAUCAUACUGUUCCUGCAGGACAGGAUGGGCACCUAUGUGGAGCUUUAGGACGUCUUGCCUUUUUGCGCACACUGGCACUUCCUGUCUGUGCCUUGGCGCAAUCCUCACCAACACCUAUGAACACAACCGACUCCAACACGAAUGUCACUUCGGGGUCGCUACUGCUUGGACUUAAGAAGAGCAACCGCAUCGGUGUGCCCACAUAUCGACCCAAAACCGAUGUCUCGGGGGGUCUGGGUGAAGAUCAACAGGAGAGGGGACUGUGCAUUCAACCACUGCUUAAAGGUUGCCCACACCUGGUAGAGCUGGAGCUUAUCGGCGCAGGCUUUUCCUCCGCCAUGCCACGAAAUGAGCCGGCCAUGCGCAAGGAUCCUGCUGCUUGUCCAUGGUCUUACAGUGUCGGAGAUGGCGAACUAGCUGCUUUAGGAGGACUGAAAUUUUUACGCAAGCUCACCCUUGCGCACUUACCUGGAGUAUUGAAGGGGACGGGUUUGAUUGAACUUGUUCAGGGGUGCAAGGACCUUCAGUUGUUGUCGCUGGCAAAUCUUGGAUCCUUAAAGACCAUGAAUUACACACAGGCCCUGCUGGAGACCCUCACAUACUGCACACAACUCAGGGACUUGAGGCUGGAGCAGCCUUACUUUAAUGCGAGCGCUGCGUUUUUCGAAGCACUCAGUAAGUGUCAGCGGCUGCGGCGUCUGUGUUUAGUUUCUCGACAGGGAACCUUCCAGCCGUCCUCUGUGAUUGCUUUUAUGCAGAGCUGCGCUGAUGUCAUCAUGUGUCACAUGUUCAUGAGCGGGACCCUUGUCACCUGUAAAUUGCUGCAGAAAACCCUGUUGGACAGUUAUUCAUCAUCUCGUCCAGCCCUCAGUGUUGUGAUUUACCCUUUACUGCACGAGGACCUGGCCAAUGUGAUCAGAGGAAUGCCACUGUGUCACUUGGACGAGAUCACGCUUUUCAAAAGCCGCAUUGCCGAGGAGCCAGUGAAACUUUGAUUGAACUAUUCAUUUCCUGGUGAUUUUACUUGGGAAAUGCAUGACCAGGGAUAUCUUUAACACAAAUAUUUGGCAUUGUAGGAACUCUCAUGUUGUUUAAAAAGUGAAAUAUUAGUGGUCUGGUCAGGGUUGUGUAAGCACGAGAUAUCCUCAACGCAAACCGAAAAUCCCAAGGUCUAUGUUUUCCAGUAAAGAGCCCGUAUGAACAAACUCUGCACCUAUUUGAAAUGUCAUCUUUGUGAAUGUGCCAAAAUUAAACCCACUUUACAUCUCAAUGCAUUGUGUACAUUACAAUCUCUACCUCAGUUUAAUCUUAAACUUUAAACUGUACUUAAACUUUUAUUGGAUCUUUGGCCCUUUCAGUCAUCAGACAGCCAUUGUUUCACAAUUAAAGGCACAAUAUGUAAGAUUUUUGCAUUAAAAUAUCCAAAUAUCAUUAGCAAAUUACCAAAUAUUUUCAAUUUAGAGAGUUCACAUUUUCUUUCUUUAUUCUUCACGCCAUUCCAGAAUCUAUUGCUAUAUUCAUGGCGAUAUACACAGGUUAAUUCACACACAGGUUGGAAAAGGGGUGAUAUGGUAUAUCCAAUAAAACCAUAAGUGUCUUUUACUUCAUGGAUAUUCUUAAUAAAUGUCCUCUACAUGUGUUGCUAAGUGACCUUACAUUGGUUUUGUGUGGCACAUUGAUACAUCUUUGUGAUUGUAGACACUUCCUGGUUAAGUCCUUGUUCUAACAGUUAUCAGGAUAUUCUGGCUUUGGUUCAGCAUCGUUUCCCGUAAAUGGAUUGCAAGUCAGAGAGGUCUGCAUUGCAGAUGAUGCGCUCAGCUGAUCGCACCACCCUCCCGAACCGGGCUGGGAUGUUUUCCGUCAGUGUGCUUCCGAUGGUGCAGGUGUAAAGUCAGUACUUUGAAGGGCAGUUUAAAGUCUUUAAAGAGCGUGAGGUGGUAAAGACGCUGAAGAGCUUUUUUUACCAGAGAAUUUUCAUCUUACAUUCAUCAUGUUUCUUCUUCCGGUGAUGCUGGCGGUUUUCUCUGGUGGUUCGGCUGAAGUUGUGGAUAAUUUUAAAAGUAAAUGUCCUCAGUAUUUCAUGAACGGAAUACCACCGACAGUC
This is a messenger RNA of Paramisgurnus dabryanus, 3432 nucleotides long. RefSeq names its product F-box and leucine-rich repeat protein 18 (gene fbxl18). Gene Ontology annotation, cellular component: SCF ubiquitin ligase complex. Gene Ontology annotation, molecular function: protein binding. Gene Ontology annotation, biological process: SCF-dependent proteasomal ubiquitin-dependent protein catabolic process. NCBI's taxonomy places the organism in Eukaryota, Metazoa, Chordata, Actinopteri, Cypriniformes, Cobitidae. The record is from RefSeq and is a predicted model, not a curated record.